AUGGAGUCCAAAGAUAACUCUAGCUCAAAUAAGCGGGUCACAGCUCCACAGCCUGUUGAUCAAGAGAAGGAGGAGGAUAUGCGACAACAGAAGAUCCAGACAAUUGAGAAAAUGUUAUCAUUGCAGCAAGAAGAAUGUGAGAAAGUACGGAAAAUUUACAAUAAAUAUCCAUCAGAAAAAGUACAGGGAGAGUUAAAUGAGAAAGAAAAAACAGUGCGUACUUUGGAAAAUCAGCUGCGACAGAUGACUGGAGAAUAUCAGACUGACUAUACUGGAUUGGGAUUACCGGAGACUUUGCCAGCCAGGCUGCCAGGGGGGUCCAAACACAUUAAACACGGCUCCGUUCCAGCCUCCAUCUACAAAACAAGAGAUGUAGUAGACAUUCGGGACAUCAGUGUGUCUCGCUCAAAGUCGGAUGCAUCCAGCAAACACAGCCAGGUUGCUGCUGGAGGAGGCUCUGACCCCAGCUACCCCCUGCUCCCAUCUGGAUAUCACCAAAGAGACUUCAUCAAGGAGCGUUCAUCUUUACCUAUUAGUUCAUCAGACAUAAGUAGCUCAUGUGAUUCUCCUCAGGCAAGUCCAAGCAAUUCACCCACUCCAAUACAUCCAACAAAUAUGAACUGGUCAAAUGUAGAUGCUGAGGACUUUGCUUCCAGUUCUCACAUCAUGUGCUUUGAGGAUGAUGACCAGGAUGAAGAAUCACAAGAAGAAAAUGAAGACUAUAAACCGUUCCAGCAUUUACAAGAAGUUGAAAAAAGAAAAGCAUAUCUUUCUAUUCUAUUACAUUACCUCAUUUCUAAUGAUGAUCCUUCAGCUUUGUUUUUUUAUGUAAUAACUGAAAUAUAUGCCUCAGCUCCUGGCAAUCCCAAAGAAUUACGAAAAUGGGCCUAUGAAAUAUAUUCCACAUUUUUGAUCCCUGAAGCUCCCUUGAGAGUAACUGUUGAUGAGAAAUUUAUAAAGACAAUUGAUGAUGUUCUCAACACAAAAAGUGACAAAGAAGAUUGUCUUCGAUGUAUAUUCCAACAAAGUCGAUAUGAUGCUCAAUCUGCUGUCAAAUGUAUGCUGAAAGAGUUUUGGAACAAACAGAAAUUGGGUCUUGGUAAUAUUUAUGGGGUUGAUGAACUUAAACUCAACCUGGAUAAAAGUCAAGAAGCCAAAAUUAUUGAAAAACACCUCAUGCCUCACAUGGAGAAUUUCAUGGAAGACAGAGCCAAAUCUGCACGUGAUCAGGCACAGGGUUGGGCUCUGGCCACUUUUCUUCGCCAUGUUGGAGUUCCAAAGCCAUCAUCCCAUAGUAAUAUCUUGGAGCGAGUACAAAGUUUUGUGAUGAAAGAACGCAAAGAAAAGGGUAUCAAGCUCCCUGGCAGCAGGUCUAAAACUAAAACCCAUCGCAACCAUCAGUAUGUACCCCAGCAUUAUUAUGUGUUGACUGAAUGUGUACACUGUCAUAGUAUUAUAUGGGGUGUUGGUUAUCAAGGAUACCAGUGUAGUAAUUGUGAGCAGAAUGUUCAUAAACAGUGUAUUGAAUUAGUUGAUGUAUCAUGUGCCCCGGUGAAAAAGAAGAAUACAAAACGGACUUCUGGCUUGAUGGAUAAAUGGGGACGUAAACCUAGCAGCAUAAGUGAUCGACGAGAAUCAUGCAGUCCAACCCAGGUGGGAGUUUCCGCAUUUCAAUCUAGUAACACAGAUGAAGACUGUGAUCCGGAACAACAUUCAGUAAACAACUUGGUCCAGAGGUUUGAGAAGAAAAGUCCUGGUGAUAGUGAAGAUGAGCGUCAUAAACGAGGAACUGAUCUGGGCAGGUCAGAGAGUUUGAAAGACAGGCCUGAUCCGAAGGGUGAUCGGCGAACAAGGAGGGCAAAAAGUGAUGUAGAAAUGGAUGAAAAUACAAUGAAGGCACUUAAUAACUCUGGCAGCUCAUCCACGUCAAGUCUACAGUCUGGCAGGUUUGUUAUCAUCUAUAUUCUUUAUUCUCUUUAUAUUCUUUCUCUCAUCUAUUCAUUUUUCUUUUUUCUCCCGUCUUCUCUUUUCUCCCGUCUUCUCUUUUCUCCCGUCUUCUCUUUUCUCCCGUCUUCUCUUUUCUCCCGUCUUCUCAUUUCUCCUUUUCUCUUCUCUUUUCUCCCGUCUUUUCUUCUCUUUUCUCCUUUUCUCUUCUUCUUCUCUUUUCUCCUUUUCUCCUUUUCUUCUUCUUCUCUUUUCUCCUUUUCUUCUUCUUCUCUUUUCUCCUUUUCUUCUUCUUCUCUUUUCUCCUUUUCUUCUUCUUCUCUUUUCUCCUUUUCUUCUUCUUCUUCUCUUUUCUCCUUUUCUUCUCUCCUUUUCUUCUUCUCUUUUCUCCUUUUCUUCUUCUCUUUUCUCCUUUUCUUCUUCUCUUUUCUCCUUUUCUUCUUCUCUUUUCUCCUUUUCUUCUUCUCUUUUCUCCUUUUCUUCUUCUUCUUCUCUUUUCUCCUUUUCUUCUUCUUCUUCUCUUUUCUCCUUUUCUUCUUCUUCUUCUUCUCUUUUCUCCUUUUCUUCUUCUUCUUCUUCUUCUCUUUUCUCCUUUUCUCUUCUCUUUUCCCUUUUCUCCUUUUCUCUUCUCUUUUCCCUUUUCUCCUUUUCUCUUCUCUUUUCCCUUUUCUCCUUUUCUCUUCUCUUUUCCCUUUUCUCCUUUUCUCUUCUCUUUUCCCUUUUCUCCUUUUCUCUUCUCUUUUCCCUCUUCUCCUUCUCCUUUCUCCUUUUCUCUUCUCUUUCUCCUUUCUCCUUUUCUCUUCUCCUUUUCGUUUGUUUCUGUUGUCUUUCCUCUUUCUCCCUCUUUCCCUCUCCUUUUUUCUCCCACUUUCCCUCUCCUUUUUUCUCCCACUUUCCCUCUUUAAUAAUUAA
This is a messenger RNA of Acanthosepion pharaonis, 2856 nucleotides long. The record is from the annotation of a GenBank genome assembly. Lineage: Eukaryota; Metazoa; Mollusca; Cephalopoda; Sepiida; Sepiidae.